CUGGUGUUUUGGAGGACGAAAGCGAACCUCAAGACAAAUUUAUGGAUAUGGCAAAAAUAUUUCUCAUUUGAAACGACGCCGUCCGGCCGGCGGCAAAUGGUUCUGUCCUCCCGCAGUCGUUUAGAAGGGGAGGCAAUCGAACUCAGGGCGGUCGUCGGCCUCGGUGCGUGCGUGUGCUUGUGUGUGAGUGUGUGUGUUUGACUCUGUGUGUGUGUGUGACUGUGUGAGUGUGUGACUGUGUGUAAGAGAGAGACAGAGUAAGUGUGUGUGAACGUGUGUUACUUUGUGUGCGUGCCCGUGUAGCAGCGACUGGAGUGUGCGCCCCUCGAGUUGUUGCGACGCAGGCGACUUUCGUCCCGGCCCGCGCUACACACGACAGGCAGGGCGCUCUUCUUCCUCCUGGAAAGAGCAAUUUAUUUUUAGCUUAAAAAUCUCGUCAAGUUGUUGGUGGCUGCUGCUGGCUGCCGCUGCUUUCUGCCUGCAUGCGGCUCCGCAUCGUCCCCAGCUCUAUACCUGCGCGAGGGCCGGGCCGCAGGGAUACGAUGGUAUGGGCGGCCUCCAAGUUGGUAUCCGCCCAGCCUGCGCCAUCAAACUUCGUGUUGAAGCUUCAUGUUCUCUUUUUCAUUCAACUUCGCGCUCUCGGCCUGUGGCGGGGGCGGAUGCCUGGCGUGUGGGCGGGCUGCGGGCUGUGUUUGUGUUACCCGCGCGGUUCAGCGCACGUGAACUAUGGCGAGGGGGCGAAUAAAAAGAGAUCCAGCCCCAGUCGUUUGUGGAAAUCAUCUCAGCUGCCUGUACUCUCGCUGCCAGGUCUCGCAGCUGGCGCGCCGCAUCCAGUCUGAGGGCCGCAUCUGCCUGGCGCUGGGCGGGGACCACUCGGUGACCAUCGGCACCGUCGACGCCACCGUCAACGCGCACGAAGACGUCGCCGUCAUCUGGGUGGACGCCCACGCCGAUCUCAACACGCCCGCCACCUCGCCGUCCGGCUCGGCGCACGGCAUGCCGGUGGCGCUGCUAGCCAAGGACCUCGCGGACUACUGGCCCUACCUACCGGGCAUGGACUGGCAGGUCCCCAAGUGAGUGCCCCUCGCUCCUGACCCCGCUGCUGCUG
This is a messenger RNA of Frankliniella occidentalis (western flower thrips), 1108 nucleotides long. RefSeq names its product arginase, hepatic-like. The coding region runs from base 727 to 1077 and encodes 116 amino acids. NCBI's taxonomy places the organism in Eukaryota, Metazoa, Arthropoda, Insecta, Thysanoptera, Thripidae. Gene Ontology annotation, molecular function: arginase activity; manganese ion binding. The transcript is spliced from 2 exons. Gene Ontology annotation, cellular component: cytoplasm; cytosol; nucleus. The record is from RefSeq and is a predicted model, not a curated record.